This is a messenger RNA of Brassica napus (rape), 4710 nucleotides long. RefSeq lists its product as uncharacterized. The coding region runs from base 2704 to 3678 and encodes 324 amino acids. The transcript is spliced from 8 exons. The record is from RefSeq and is a predicted model, not a curated record. Lineage: Eukaryota; Viridiplantae; Streptophyta; Magnoliopsida; Brassicales; Brassicaceae.
GUUAAGCAACUUAAAGAAUCUUUUUUCUUGUUAGCUUUAGAUCAGCUAGCUAAUUAUUUAAUUUCGACAUUUUCUUCCUAGAUGUUGUUUGACCUUUUUCCUCCACGAGGUAGAAGAUCACAUUUCUGAAAUUGCAAAAUUGGUUGUGAUCAAUCUCAGAUCGAAAUUGCUUAUAAUUAAUUAAGGGUGCAUUACGAUCAUCCUCACAAUUGUUUACAAAAAAAUUGUCGGUUAGGGAAAGAUCAAAAGUGUGCUUAAUUAUAAGAUUCCAAUGGAUAAAUCAUGGAUAGAAAAGCCACGUUUAUCUCAAGAUUACAAACUAGGAGUAAAAAAAUUCUUGGAUUUUGCAUUUGGUAGAUCAAAUGUACAAAUGAUGAAAUGUCCAUGUAACCGUUGUUCUCUAACCAAGCCUAAGUCAAGAGAAGAUAUGGAAGGUGAUUUGAUGUGCUAUGGCUUUUUAAGUUCAUACACAAGUUGGAUAUUACACGGAGAGGAAAUACACAUUAUAGAGAAUGCAAGAGUACCUUCUGAUAUUGCUCGAGUUCAGUUAGAUUCAACUUCGAAUCUCUUGGAUGAUCUUUUUCCUGAUAUUAAUAUGAAUAUGCAAGGUGAAUAUGGAAAUGACUCAUCUGAGCAACCAAUGAACACCGAUAUACCAUCAACUGCUGGAGAAACUAGUGGAAGAGGAGAAGAUUUUGAGGAGUUAUUUGCUGAUUAUAAUCAAGAGUUAUAUCCAGGAUGCAGUAGCUUCACGAAGUUGUCUUUUAUACUGAAGCUGUACCAUAUUAAAUGUAUGUGUGGGGUCAGUGACAAGGGGAUAUCUAUGGUGCUCGAUUUGAUGAAAGAAGCCUUUACGCAUGCUAAAUUGCCAGAUUCAUUUAAUGACAUGAAAAAGGUUAUUCGCAAAUUAGGCAUGACUUACGAGUCAAUUCAUGCAUGUCCAAAUGAUUGCAUGUUAUAUUGGGAGGCAGAUGCAGAAAGAGAGAUCUGCAAAGUUUGUGAGGUCUCUCGUUGGAAAGAUAAUAAAUCAGUAGAGAGAACGGUUUCUGGAUCAGAGAGAACGGUUUCCAGAUCAGAGAAAGAAAAAACUAAAGCUCCUGCAAAAGUCUUGCGUUAUUUUCCUCUAAAGCCACGACUGCAGCGAUUAUUUAUGUCAUCAAAAACUGCAACCCACAUGAGAUGGCAUGCAACUGCUAGUAACAAUGAUGGCAAGCUUCGACAUCCAAGAGAUGGAUUGGCUUGGAAGGCAUUUGAUCAUCAAUAUCCUGAAUUUGCUUCUGAUUCAAGAAAUGUCAGAUUAGGCUUGGCGACUGAUGGAUUCAACCCUUUUGGUACAAUGAGCAGUAGCUAUAGCAUCUGGCCAGUGAUGUUAUUUCCUUAUAAUUUUCCACCGUGGAUGUCGAUGAAGCAGACAUCAAUGAUUCUCUCUAUGGUUAUUCCUGGAAAACAGAUGCCUGGUAAUGAUAUUGAUGUCUACUUGCAGCCACUUAUCAAAGAGUUGAAAGAGUUAUGGUUUGAUGGGAUUAAAACGCUAGAUGCUUCCACAAAACAAACAUUUGAUAUGCGAGCAGCUCUCAUGUGGACAGUUAUAGUGAUUUUCCUGGUUUUGGAAAUUUGUCAGGUUGGAAUACAUAUACAACAUCAGCUUGUCCAAGUUGUAAUUAUGAUGGUAUCGGACAACGAUUACGUCAUGGGAAAAAGAAUUGUUUCAUUGGCCAUCGUCGUUUUCUUCCUGCAGAUCAUGGCUUUCGUCAAAAUAGAGCACACUUUGACGGGAAAGUAGAAACCAGAUCUCCACCAGUCACGUUGACAGGCUCUACAAUUGUUCACCAACUAGAACAAGUUAAUGUUACUCUUGGUAAGAAAAACGGUCUAGUUAGAGUUGGAAGAAAGAGAGAUCGAAGUGAUGUUGGAAGAGGUAGUACUCAGCAGUGGAAGAAAAAAAGUAUUUUUUUUGAGUUGCCUUAUUGGGAGUCUACAAUGUUGCGACAUAAUUUGGAUGUCAUGCACAUAGAGAAGAAUGUCUUUGACAAUCUGGCCUACACAUUGUUGGAUGACAAAAAAAAGUCGAAAGAUAAUUUAAAUGCUAGAAAAGAUCUUCGUGAGUGGUUCUCGUUGUAAUCAAAUCAUCCAUUACAAACCAUCGGAUCCUCACCUCCAGUGCUUUCAGAUUCUAUUGUUCUCUUUCUUUUUUUCUUUUCUCUUUUCUUUGCUCUGUCAUGAGCUUACUUGAAUUUUUCUUAGCUUCCUCUGUAUUUAAAUUACUCUGGUUUUUGUAUCUGGUCUUUGUCUCAUUUUCUUAAAAUGAAAUUCAAGCGUUUGAAAAAAGAAGAAGUUGUGAGUAUAUAUAAUUUACAUCCAAACAAAACAAAUUUUCGUUGCACCCAAAAAGAAAUUAAUAUACGCUGAGCAAUAUAAUUUAUUGAUUACUAUUAGAGAUGAUAAUUAUUGGUGAAAAUAAAAAUAGAAACAGAUCCCGCUACAUUUUAGUUCCAAGCGGGAAUUAUUUUGUUAUCCUUUAAAAAAAAACUGUUUUUAAUAUAUAACUACGUGAUUGUUAUCUAUAAUCCUAAACAAUCUUCUCUCUCAGAAAACCGUCCAAGUUCUAUUAGAGAACAGAAGCUAAAGCUUCUACUCAAGGUAGCGUAACUUACUGAUUCAGGUUUAACGGUUUCUGUGUUUAAAAUUUAUUAUAGUUGAAUCAUGAUUCUUAUUUUCCUGAAUUUCAAUCAUUUUAGGACUAUGGAUUUCAUGGAUUCAGAAACACAAGAACCAGAAGAUUUACCACAUCUGGAAGCUGAGUACAACAUGCCUCCUACACUUGCUCCAGAAUGCAAAAGCUUCAAAUGGAAAAUAGAAGUUAUAGAUAUCAAUGGAAACAUAGAAGGCAAAAUGGUUACAUCUAAAGAUAUCUGGAAAUUGCAAAACAGUAGAGUCAUUGUGCAUUUUGACGAAACUAGCGGCCAACCAAUUGGAGAAUCAGGAGGCUUGCUAGGAUCAUGGUUAGGUCAAUUAAGCAAUGAUGUGAAUUUGCUGCCUAUUAAUUACAGUGAUUGGAGGUUGGUUAAUAUUCACAUCAAAAACAAGGUCUGGGAAGUAAUUCAGUCCAAAUUCUGGUUUGAUGAUCCGACGAUGAGAAAAGUAUAUGUGAUGGGUGCAUUAGGCAGCAGAUGCAAAGACGUCAGAUUACGUCUUUGGAAAGAGUACAAACGAGAUAAUUUGAGUGACAUGUUGCAGAACCGACCUGAGCAUAUUCCUGAGAAUCAGUGGGGUCAUUUCGUUCACAUGAGAUUUACUGAAAAAUGGAAGAAAAUGCAAGAGAGGAAUACAAAAAACCAAAAGAAACAUACAAUGCCUCAUGUAUGUGGAAGAAAGAGUUUUUCAAGGAGAAGAAAUGAGAUUAAAAUCAAGACUGGAAAAACACCAAGCCGAGCAGAGUUUUUCAUCGAAACUCGUACAAAACCUAAUGGAAGCUUUGUCUCUGAAGAAGCCAAAACACGAGUGGAAGCACUUACAAUAUUAUUGAGCCAAAAUCCACAUGCCACAAACCAUGCUCCAGCUAGCUUGGAUGAUGUAUAUGCUCAAGUUUUUGGUCCAGAACGUCCAGGACGAGUACGUUGUCUUGGUCGUGGGCCUACACCUUCGAAGCUGGUGAGACGCUCAACUGUAAUAAUAUAAUUUGUUAUUUCACUACUAUACUUUGAUACAUAAAACUAACAUUUUAAACUAUCUUUUUAGGCAAGAGCAUGGGCUGCAAGUUUUGCUGUAGCUUUUGCUAAUAUUCCAAAUCCAACUUUUGCCAACAUGCCAACUCCACAAAAUCCUGAUCAGGUAAAUGAUGAUUCUAUAUUUAUUUCAUUAUCGAUAAGUAUUUAGAUGACACACUAAUUGUCAUAUAAUUUUAUGUUAGGAAAUGGAAUGAUGGCGUUGAUGGAUUUCAAAACGUAGGGAUGCUGCAAGUGAUUGUAAUUACGUCUUUUUAACAUUGCUUCUUAUUAACUCUAGUUUGUUUAUGUUUUAUGUAUUUGCAUUACGGAUGAAUUGUGUUUCUACUUUUUAUUUUUAUUAUUCUAAUUUCCAGUUUAAAUUUAGUUAUUUAUUUAGUCUAUUUUUAAUAUUGGUUUUAAAAUAGUAAAAUAUACAAAAGUUUCAUUGAUAUGUUAACAUCAAUUUACAAACGAUGCAUAGUUAUUUUAACGAUUUUAUAAAUAUAUAUAAAAAAAUUUCAUCAUUUUUUAUAAACGAUGUAUGUAUAAAAAUCAUUUGUCAAAACUGACACAACUAUCAUAUCAAUUAUUUGCAAACGAUACUAAUGUAUAUCAGUUAAUAUAAUUGAUACAACUACUCAGAUCAUUUAUGAAAAUUGAUAUUAAUUUUAAAUCAAUUAUUACUAAAUGAUGUAUAUAAUUAAAAUCGGUUAGUUUAGUUGAUACUAAUACUAACAUCACUUAACUAAAUCGAUUUAGACUUAAUAUCAUUUCUAGCAAAUGAUAUAUUCUUACAUCAUUUCAAAUAAGUGAUUAAAAUAUUAUUAUUUUUUGCAUCAGUUGUUACUAAAAUGAUGUAUAUUAUUUGCAUCACCACUUUCACAGUCACUUAUAUAAGUGAUGUAAAUUUCUUUUGCAUCAUUUAUAAAUAAUGCAAAUAUUAAAAAUAAAUGAUUUAAACUAAUCUUUUUUUUGUAGUGGUGUGAGUCCGUCAGCACACACA